This is a messenger RNA of Nematostella vectensis (starlet sea anemone), 1945 nucleotides long. RefSeq lists its product as uncharacterized. The transcript is spliced from 4 exons. Gene Ontology annotation, biological process: protein import into peroxisome membrane; protein import into peroxisome matrix. NCBI's taxonomy places the organism in Eukaryota, Metazoa, Cnidaria, Anthozoa, Actiniaria, Edwardsiidae. The record is from RefSeq and is a predicted model, not a curated record. Gene Ontology annotation, cellular component: peroxisome; peroxisomal membrane. Gene Ontology annotation, molecular function: ATPase binding; protein-containing complex binding. The coding region runs from base 47 to 877 and encodes 276 amino acids.
UGGCGAUAGGUUGGGUAUUGCUGUAAAAGUUAGCAAGAAAAAAACAAUGGCCACAACAGAAAAGUGUAUAGAAAAAUUAGCCCAAAAAGCUAAGAAGGCAUUUGUAUCUAGAAGAUUUCAAAAGACGAUUUGGAUUUGUAGAGAUGGACUUCAAACUUUGCAAGCAGCAGACAUCGAACAAAAUGCACAACAUUGGAAAAUCUGUCUCGGGAUCCUUUCCAUUCAGGCUUUUGUCGAGAUGGGGGAAAGACAAAAAGCUGAUCAUUUUGCCACAACAUGGUUUGGAGAGGUAGAAGAUUUUCCAGCAGAGAUCUUAAAGCUAUGUAUAUGCUCCCAUAUUUGGGCAAGUGAGUUUGAAGAAGCUACAAAUCUGGCUGAAUUGUGGCUAUCAAAUAAAAGUAAUCAAGAAAGUGUAGACAUUUAUGCGGGUGUUAUAGAACUGUAUAUGAAGAAUGUUGUCAUACCACACAAGGGAAUCAAGAAAGCUGAAACAUUCAUUUUCAAAAAUCCUGUUCUUCCUGAGUCCAAAAAACAGGAAUUGAUUGAUAUCACACACAAAAGUAGCAAGCAAAAGGACACUUCAAAUAUGGAUUAUGACAAUAAAAAUGACAUUGAGCGAAUAAACUCAGAUGGGAAAGGAACAAAUAAACCUUUCUUUGGGCUGUAUAUAUUACAAAUGCUGAGGAUGUUCAAUGGUCAAGCUAACUCUAAAUCAAUAAUAAAAACAUUGGCUCGAGCAACUAUCCUCUUGCUGUGUUUGUAUUUAUUACUUGCAAGGUCAGACAAUCAAGGCUCUGGACAAGUUUCAUUGUGGAGAGCAGUCCAACAGGCAUGGACAGCCCUCUUUGCACCGUACCAUCUAAUGCAGAGCCAAUGAUAUGAGUAGUGCCCCGCCACUUAGUAGAGAAUCGCUUCUAUCUUUGACUAGUGACAUAUGGGGACAAGGAGGCAAAAAAGUCUCUACCCUCUCCAUUUGGUCAUUAUUUCAAUUUAAAUCCUAAGUUCUGAUGGGGAUCAUACUCGUGUUUACCCUGGGUAACAGCUUCCCGGAAAAAAACGUUUCACUCAAAUCUUUGUUGCAGCGAAGCUCAGAGCUUCUGGUACCCAGGGUAAUUCAUGUUAUUUUUCCAUAUACUUAUAUUUUUUCAUUAAAAGGCUAGAAAUCAUAUUUUUAUAAGGUGCUAUUUUUACUCAUAAAAGGGCUUCUUGGGUGAGAAUUUCUGAUGUAGGUCAUAUUUAUGGAAGAAUGGCCACCGUAAUUACAUCACUACAAGGGUUAGGUUAUCAGCCGUAAGGAUCAGCCAAAACACAGACACCCAUAUCACAACGACUGGUACUCAUUGAAGACAAAAUGCUCCAAGCAUUGGACACCACAUCAUAAAUCUCUAUAGUGUCUUGUAGUGCCGUGCCAUCGUACCCACCGACAGCACAUAGUUUCCCACCAAGGAUACUUCCUCCCACAUAACAUCUCUUGGAUUGCAUGCUGGCUACCGGUCGCCAUUGGUCUGUACAUGGACUAUAACACUCUACCGUUGCUAGGUGAUGGUUGCCAUCGUAACCUCCAAUGGCAUAAAGUUGACCAUCAAGUACUGUAACUCCAGCCCCUAAAAUAUAACAAAUGCUGAUGAAAAUCAGCCAUAAUGAUUUUAUUAUUAUUUUUAUUUAUUAUUAUUAUUUUUAUGUGGAAGUUUAAAACAUGCAUGGAAUAAUUGCUUAAACUGUGAAUGCUCCACAAUUGUUUGAAACUGUUGUUUAGGGUUCUUUUUGAUCUCAAAUCUUACAGUUUUAGAAGAGAUAAUUUCCCAUGUAAUAUUCGGGGUAAAAUGUACCGUCUGUGUUUUGGUUUGUGGAAUUCAAACAGACUUGUUUCCCCAGUGAAAUAUAAAUUUAUUUGGAUGGAUAGACAUUUUUGCUGAGUCUUCAAGAAUAAAAUGAUUUAAGAUGU